GCGAAACCGGGUCCGGCGCGCGCGCUUUCUCGCUGUUAACAGUUUUGACAUAAAUAUAAUCGUCGUAAUAUAAAUAACAGUUUAAAAACAGGUUUACUAAUAAGGUUUGUACCAAAAAAUGGAAAACUCAAGCAAUAACAAUUUCCCGAUAGAGAUAAAUGAUGUUGAAUCAAAAAAAGCAGAAGAAUUAAUGAAAUAUUUCACUGGUGAACACACCGGGUUCGUCCGCGUGGGCCCCAAGGGCUACUUUCUGCCGCACAAAUACAAACAAGAAGCCUCCAACAUCUAUAACAUGGAAGUCAGACCGACUGAUAUUUUCAUCACCAGUUAUCCACGUUCCGGAACAACUUGGACUCAAGAACUGGUUUGGAUGGUUGCAAACGACCUGGACUAUGAAACCUCUAACGCAAUACCUCUCACUGAACUUAAGAAAUAUUGGAAAUACUUCAUAAGUGAUUUACAUCAUUGGACUCCAUAUUUUGAACAUCUGAAAGAAUCCUGGGAGAAGAGACACAAUCCUAACUUAUUGUUCCUGUUUUACGAAGAGCUUUCUAAGGAUUUACCAGCGGCGGUGCGACGAGUCGCCGACUUCCUCGGCAAGUCUUUCACAAAAGAAGAAAUCGACAAACUGUGCGAACAUCUCAGCAUCGAUAACUUCAAGAAUAAUAAAUCCGUCAACUACGAUGUUAUGAAGGAAUUAGGAAUUUUAAUAUCAGACGGACAGUCCUUUAUCAGAAAAGGUAAAGCAGGAGGCUGGCGCGAUUAUUUUGACGAAGAAAUGGCACUAGAAGCUGACAAAUGGAUGGAAAAAAAUCUGAGCGAUACAGACUUACGCUUCCCACACUUAAAACAGUAAUAUGUACUUAUAAUAUCCCUCAUACAAACUGUGUAAAAAUCAAUAAUUUAAACUGUCGUAAUUUUAAUUUUAUUUUAAACUAUGUGUGAAUCUCUAUGUAUGAUUGUUAAUUUUGUAAAUAAAAAGAUUUUAAACUUA
Papilio polytes (common Mormon) is the source of this 994-nucleotide messenger RNA. Its product is annotated as estrogen sulfotransferase-like. The record is from RefSeq and is a predicted model, not a curated record. Gene Ontology annotation, biological process: sulfation. NCBI's taxonomy places the organism in Eukaryota, Metazoa, Arthropoda, Insecta, Lepidoptera, Papilionidae. The transcript has 7 exons. Gene Ontology annotation, cellular component: cytoplasm. Gene Ontology annotation, molecular function: sulfotransferase activity. Bases 119 to 856 code for a protein of 245 amino acids.